AGCCCCAAAAUUGCCAUUUCAUUUCAUGUCCCCUCUCUCUCAUCUCUUUCUAACAUCCAAACCUAACUUUACCCAAAACCAGUGCAGAGCAAACCAAAAAAUGGUAUUGGACUCCGAGCUCAUCGCCCGGCUCCGUCAAUUCCUAAGCACCUCCGACCUCACCACCACCACCACCACUGCCGUCCGGCGUAAACUUGAAGAAGACUUCGGUAUUGAUUUAUCGGAUAAGAAAGCGUUUAUUCGAGAGCAAGUUGAUCUUUACCUCGAAGAAGAAAAUGAGAAAAAUGAGGCAGUAAUGGCUGCAGCAGAAGAAGUAAAUGAUGAUGGACCGUCAGCGGAAGGGAAAUCGGAAGUGAGUGAUGAAGGAGGUGGAGAAGAAGAAGAAGAUGGGGAGGAGGAAGAAGAAGAAGAAGAAGAGGAAUCUGAAGCUGCUGAUAAAGGAAAACGAAGAAGUUCUAAGAAAAAGUCUGGGAAGAAGAAUGAAAAUGGUAAAAGGAAAGCUGGUGGAUUUACCAAAGUAUGUAGCCUUUCUCUGGAACUUCAGAAAUUUACUGGGGAAGCAGAACUGGCAAGGACUGAGGUGGUGAAGAGAAUGUGGCAAUAUAUUCGUGAAAAUAAUUUGCAAAACCCAUCAAAUAGGCGGAAUAUAAACUGUGAUGACACAUUGCGUGAGCUUUUUGGAGUGGAUACCAUAGACAUGUUUCAAAUGAACAAGGCCCUCGCAAAGCAUAUCUGGCCGUUGGAUUCUGAUGGUGUUUCCACUGUAACAACUUCUGGUUCGGUAAAUUCUACUGCAAAAGGAAAAAGUUCUACAGCGAAGAAAAAGCGUCGGAAGCAAGAGGAGGAUGAAGAUUCAGAUGAGCCAAAGAGAAAGGAAAAGCGGAAGAACUCUGGAAUUCUUGCUCCACUCCAGCUUUCUGAUGCCUUGAUAAAGUUCCUUGGUACUGGAGAGAGUGAAUUGCCUCGAUCAAAUGUUGUUAAAAGAAUUUGGGAAUACAUUAAGCAAAAUGACUUGCAGGAUCCAUCUGACAAGAGGAAAAUAAUAUGUGAUGAGAAGUUGAAAGAACUGUUCCAUGUUGAUACCUUCACAGGAUUCGGCGUAACAAAACUACUUACUCCACAUUUUAUUAAGGCAGAACGGUGAUACGCUGGUUGUCAUUUGGUGAAAAGCUUGAUGGCUUCAGAAUUUUGCUUUAAGUUUGAAGCUAGACACUAACAUCUUUGUUAUCUUUUCUGUUGUAUAUGCUUUUGGACAAUACUGUACUGUGAACACUAUGGGAGAAGGGGAUGCUACUCUAAGUUGGUUCACAACAUCUGCUCCUAUGAGGGCAAGGACCUUGUUUUGCUUAAACUGAUCAACUUAGGUAUUGUACUUUGAUGAAAAUUGUGAAAAUAUACAAGGACAUAUAGGGAGCAGAUGUGAUUGUCAACACUUCUCAUCUCCAAGACAUUUUCAUAUGGGCAUUCAAUACUAAUUAAUAGUUCUUUUUAAA
Molecule: messenger RNA, 1493 nt
Organism: Capsicum annuum
Lineage: Eukaryota; Viridiplantae; Streptophyta; Magnoliopsida; Solanales; Solanaceae
Product: upstream activation factor subunit spp27
Exons: 6
Coding region: 26-1144 (372 amino acids)
Cellular component (GO): nucleus
Source: RefSeq, a predicted model, not a curated record